GAGAGCAAAGCAGGACGGGAGGAAAAUGUUGCGGGUCUCCAGCGCCGGGACCGGCUGAGCGGCUCAGACUGAUCGAUAACUGGGACUGCGCGAUAAACGCGACUCCAAUUGAGCAGCUUGCGACCGAGCGGACAUCUGAGUUCUCCGUGGUGUGCCAGCCCUCUGUGGUCUCUCCAUGCCUCCUUCUCCUCUAGACGACAGAAUUGUGGUGGCGCUGCCAAGGCCUAUACGACCUCAGGAACUCCGACUCCGCCUGGACACCAGCUACCUGGAAGCUACCGUGGGCACCGUCGGUCAGUCGACGGUCAUCAGCAGCACCACUGUGGUGAAGAUCCAGGCGACCAAGCUUUCGUAUAUGCCCUCGUCCAGCGGCUCCACGCGCUCGCUGACGUGUGGAUGCAGCAGUGCCAGCUGUUGCACGGUGACCACCUACGAGAAGGACGGCCAGGUCAGCGCCAGCAGCCCCAACUUGAACUCCGGAGUGGGCUAUGGCGUCCCGACGGUGGGCCAAGGCGAGGCCUACAGCGCGCCCAGUCUCACCUCCAGCCUGACCAGGGGCGGCAUGCGGGUUAUCCACCCCAACGAGCUGGCCAAAAAGCUGACGCAUUGCCCCCUGGGCCACCCGGUCGGGCCGGUGCCCGUCAUCAUCGACUGUCGGCCCUUCAUGGAGUUUAACAAGAGCCACAUCCGGGGCGCUGUGCACAUCAACUGCUCGGACAAGAUCAGUCGGCGACGGCUCCAGCAGGGCAAGAUCACCGUCCUGGACCUCAUCUCCUGCCGGCAGAGCAAGGACUCCUUCAAGGGGAUUUUUUCCAAAGAGCUGGUGGUGUACGACGAAAGCACGGUGGACCCGGGCCGCUUGACGCCGUCUCAGCCUCUGCAAGUGGUUCUGGAGUCGCUGCGGAGGGAAGGAAAGGACCCCAUCGUUCUGAAAGGAGGCCUCACCGGUUUCCGACAGAGCCACGGUGAUCUGUGCGAGCACUCUCUUCACCUGGAGGAAGGACAGGACGGCAGGACCACGGUGGGCCUGUCGGGGGCGCUACCUCAUUCCCUGCCCUCCACACCGGACAUCGAGAACGCAGAGCUGACGGCCAUCCUCCCCUUCCUGUUCCUGGGCAACGAACGGGACGCUCAGGACCUGCAGCUCAUGCAGCGCAUGGACAUCGGCUUCAUCCUGAACGUCACCACGCACCUGCCGCUCUACCACUACGAGCUCGGCCUGUUCAAGUACAAGCGCUUACCCGCCAGCGACAGCAACAAGCAGAACCUGCGGCAGUACUUCGAGGAGGCCUUCGAGUUCACAGGUACCACAGCAGAUGAUUGA
Sinocyclocheilus anshuiensis is the source of this 1324-nucleotide messenger RNA. Its product is annotated as dual specificity protein phosphatase 10. Gene Ontology annotation, cellular component: cytosol; cytoplasm. Bases 176 to 1324 code for a protein of 382 amino acids. The transcript is spliced from 3 exons. NCBI's taxonomy places the organism in Eukaryota, Metazoa, Chordata, Actinopteri, Cypriniformes, Cyprinidae. Gene Ontology annotation, molecular function: MAP kinase tyrosine/serine/threonine phosphatase activity; protein tyrosine/threonine phosphatase activity; MAP kinase tyrosine phosphatase activity. Gene Ontology annotation, biological process: negative regulation of JUN kinase activity; peptidyl-tyrosine dephosphorylation. The record is from RefSeq and is a predicted model, not a curated record.